Messenger RNA from Lachnellula hyalina, 501 nucleotides. RefSeq lists its product as uncharacterized. Gene Ontology annotation, cellular component: cytoplasmic dynein complex; cytoplasm. Gene Ontology annotation, biological process: microtubule-based movement. NCBI's taxonomy places the organism in Eukaryota, Fungi, Ascomycota, Leotiomycetes, Helotiales, Lachnaceae. The transcript is spliced from 4 exons. Gene Ontology annotation, molecular function: dynein intermediate chain binding. The coding region runs from base 1 to 501 and encodes 166 amino acids. The record is from RefSeq and is a predicted model, not a curated record.
AUGGCCUCGUCAUCUGCCUCUCCACCCAUCUCCUUCACGAGGCUGAAGCAAAUAGCAAACGAUGCUUGCCAAAAUGCUCUAGGGGCCACCGAAUACUACGAGCACAACAAGACCGAGGCCUGGAAUACCACAAUAAUUAAUUCUAUCCUCCGCUCCUUGAUAUCCGAAUCAUCUCCUACCGGCGGGACCCCAUCGUUCAAGUAUGCAGUCAACAGCACCAUCAUCCAACACCUCGUCCCAACCUCGACCCUGAACAAAUCGAAAGCAAUCCCAGAGCCAUCGGUGAAGACAGAAGAGAGCGAUGCGAGGAUCUCAACGAGCGAUAUGAAGACUGAGGCUACCGGAACCGAUGGCAAACCCCACGUCGGCAGGAGAGGAAUGCAUAGUGCGGCGGGGGCAUACUGGAACGAGAAGACAGAUGGCAUGUGGAGCUUUAAAUAUGAGGGAGGGGAGAGCAAAGGUUUGGAUGUUGUUAUUAGUGUGAUUUGGAUCGCGAUAUAA